AGGAAUGAAAAAUCAAUAAUACAGCUUUGCUCUCGUUCAAAGUCGAGAUCGUCAAGGAACAAUCGAUCAGAAAGAAACGCUCGGUACUGUGUGGAUUGUGAAGAACUAGAACCACUGUAUUGUGAAAUUAGAAUCCUAACCCAAACGCUCCACGAUGGCCGACAACGAACAGAAAGCGAUGCAGCUGAUGGCAGAGGCGGAGAAAAAAUUAAACUCGUCGAAAAGUUUUUUCGGAUCGCUAUUCGGCGGUGGUUCGAACAAGGUGGAGGAGGCCGUAGAAUGUUACCAGCGGGCGGCAAAUAUGUUUAAAAUGGCUAAGAAAUGGAGCCAGGCAGGAUCGGCCUUCUGUGAGGCGGCCAACCUGCAUGCGAAGGCAGGUAGUCGACACGAUGCGGCCACCAACUACGUGGAUGCAUCAAACUGUUAUAAGAAAACCGAUCCAAAUGAAGCUGUGAACUGCCUGCUAAAGGCGAUUGAUAUUUACACCGACAUGGGCAGGUUCACGAUGGCUGCAAAACAUCACCAGAGCAUUGCGGAAAUGUACGAAAAUGAAGCGAACGAUUUGCAAAGAGCCGUGCAGCAUUAUGAACAGGCGGCCGAUUACUUCAAGGGCGAAGAAUCCACCAGCUCGGCUAACAAGUGCAUGCUGAAGGUGGCACAGUAUGCCGCUCAGCUAGAGGACUACGAAAAGGCGAUACAGAUCUACGAACAGGUGGCCGGAUCCUGUCUCGACAGCUCGUUGCUGAAGUACAGCGCAAAAGAAUACUUCUUCCGUGCGGCCCUUUGCCACCUCAGUGUGGAUCUGCUGAAUGCUCAACACGCGAUGGAGAAAUACGCACAACAGUACCCAGCAUUCCAAGACUCUCGAGAAUACAAGCUUGUGAAGACACUCUGCGAACAUUUGGAGGAACAAAACGUGGAUGGGUUCACUGAAGCCGUCAAGGAGUAUGACAGCAUCUCCAGGCUGGACCAAUGGUACACCACAAUCCUGCUGCGAAUCAAGAAGCAGGCCAACGACAAUCCGGACCUGCGAUAAGCAGCUUACACCAAGAAUAUCUAUCACAAUCGCUCUCGAUUGGUCUAUUUGUGCAUCCCGCUCGCGGUGGCAAUCGGCAAACACACACCAACCGUUGUUUAGUUGUUGGGCCGCACGUUAGGUUCGUUGAAUGAUUAUUAUUUACCGAGUGCAUUGUAGUUUGUGUUCGGCUCAUUCGACACUCACUCUAUUUGCUAUCUUUUUUGUUGCGGUCUCGAAUGGCGGUAUGGUACCGGGCGUGAACACUUUUAACCCAUCUAUCCCACUGGAUUUAAUGGAAACAACAAUUUUAUCUUCUAUAAAGCUAAGUAUAAUAACGGAAAGAAGAAAAAACACACACACGAUAUUCGCUGAACACAAACAGUAAACUGUAAAAAUUAUCGAAAUUACCACCCCGCGUUUAGUGUUAAUAACUUUGUCACCCCGCAAAUCCUCCCUAGCAGGGAUCGCGAUCUUUCGUCGUCACAUCCGUUUUUUUUACCUCGACAACCGGGAACCGUUUAUUGCGUUUACAUAUAUACGUACGUUGAGUCUUACCUGUAGCAUGCUAAUUAUAUUUUGUUUUGUUAAUAAAUUUAACUGCACUAGGUAUUAAGACGUUAAAGCAAGCACGCACGUAUCUUACAGUAAAGGACAAAUACACAAGCGUGAAUGGAUUGAGUGAAGGAUUGCGAUCGAGAAACUACUGGACACAUCUACACAUACCCACUACAGUGCAAAAAGGAAGCUUUCUCGUCCUGGCUCUUUAUCGUCCCGGGACGUGGAUUUGUUUUAUGCUGCGUAUUAUAAAUUAUUGCCUGCCAGCAAUAGCAAAAAAACGUUCAAUAGGCUAGUGAAUGCGGUCCUUUCGGUUUGUACGAAGCCGUUCGGUACCGGACGAUUCCGCUUCCGAGGGGGCGCUUCGAAGAAAAUGGGGGGCAUUAACAAGUAAUAAUAGUAAUGAUUCGCUACCAUUCGACAUUAGACGAAAAAUAUAGAGUAACUAGUAAAGAAAACAAGUAUGUAUCUUCAAACCCAACCCAACAACACCGGCUGCAAGGACAGUAGCGAGGAGUUAGAAUCAGAUCGCAUUGUUACUACCAUAUACUUAUACUCGUGGCGUACGCUGGCUCGUGUGCAGUUGUGUAGAUCCCUUGCCACGUAUAGCAAUUACCACAUCCAUUCGAUCCUACCACGAAUCAUUAUCAGGCCACCAGUGGCAUGUUACGUGCUAAGUAAUGGAUUAUGAGCGGAACAGGCAGAUCGUUACAGAUACACGAUCAGCAAGUUAUUAGCAGCACUAGCAACAAAAAAAACGUUAAAACGGCCUGGAAAUGAAGGGCUGGAAUUAUCACUUUCUUGCUAAACAAAAAAAAAACAAAACAACAUUGAACUAUUACUCAUGUAAACGAAGUGAAAGGGAAUUAAAAGCAUAAUGUAUUCUCGAUAAUA
Messenger RNA from Anopheles moucheti, 2467 nucleotides. RefSeq names its product alpha-soluble NSF attachment protein (gene alphaSnap). The transcript has 5 exons. Gene Ontology annotation, molecular function: soluble NSF attachment protein activity; syntaxin binding. Lineage: Eukaryota; Metazoa; Arthropoda; Insecta; Diptera; Culicidae. The record is from RefSeq and is a predicted model, not a curated record. Gene Ontology annotation, cellular component: vacuolar membrane; SNARE complex. Gene Ontology annotation, biological process: SNARE complex disassembly; intracellular protein transport. The coding region runs from base 155 to 1036 and encodes 293 amino acids.